CUACCGGACACACUGGAGCUGUUCACGUACCUCAACGGCCCGGAGCCCGUGGCCCGGUUCCAGAGACGAUGCGGACUUUUCCUCGUGGAAGCCGCGCAUUACAGCCGAGCGAGCACGCGCACCCCCGCGGACCACAGCGACAAACCUGCACGUGGGCGACUUCAGGAAAGAAGACACAACCACAGCCAUCAGCAGCAGCAGCAGCAGGAGCAGCAGCAGGAGCAGGACAACAAUUCAAACUACAGAGACAAGGACAGAGGAUGUGUCGAUGGUGGCUGCAGCAGACCUCAGUACGAGGUGAGGAACCGGCUGCUGCACGUUCUCUUCCUCUUGUCGUCAGGCCUGGGUCAUGAAAUCUUCUACAUCACCUUUCUGCCCUGCAUUCACUGGAACCUGGACCCGUUCCUGUGCCGACGCCUCGUCAGCAUCUGGACUAUCGUGAUGUAUAUCGGCCAGGUAACGAAGGACAUGCUGAAGCUGCCCCGCCCUCUGUCUCCCCCUGUGGUGAAGCUGGAGACGCGCGUUGACGCAGAGUACGGCCUUCCCUCGACACACGCCAUGGGUGCCACUGCCAUUUUCUUCACCUUUUUACUCAGCGCUCCAUCCAGGAUACAGUUUCAGUUCGAGGUGGGUCUGCUGAUGGCGGCGACACUGUCAUCGUUGGUGUGUCUGAGCCGGAUCUACACUGGCAUGCACUCAGUGUUGGACGUGAUCUGUGGCGCGUUAAUCUCGGGUGUCCUCAUGCUCCUCACGUAUCCUUACUGGGAAACCUUUGACCGCUUUCAGCUCACCAGCAACAUUUCCCCCGUGGUGGCGUUGGUACUGCCCCUCUUCCUCAGCUACACAUACCCAGAGCUGGACCACUACAGCACCACACGGGGAGACACUACCACCAUUCUAGGUGCAGGAGCCGGAUGUUUUGUGGGUUACUGGGUGAAUGAGCAGCUGGGACAAACGUUUGAGCCUCAGGGGAACCUGUUACCUGUUCCUCUGCCAACACUAACGGUCCACGCUCUGGCAGUGGGCGUGGCCCGCUUCCUGUUGGGAGUCGCAGCUUUAAUUGGGACUCGACAGAUAGUGAAAGCGCUCAGUUUGCAGGUGUUAUAUUCAUGGUACAGGGUGCCAAAGGGUGACGAGAGCGCCAGGAGGAGGAGAGAAAUUGAAGUUCCUUAUAAGUUUGCUACAUACACAUCAGUAGGACUUGUAAAUACUAUAUUGGUCAAUAGAUUGUUCAUGCUGUUGGGGCUGCUAUGACCUCGUAACGCUAAGUUGCUAGGAUCUUAUCGUAUUUAUUUUGAAUGUAAUCAUGAAGUGUGUUUGUAUGAGUUUAAACACGACGAACGAGGCUUCUUCACAAAAUCCUCACCGAUGCUCACUGUGUUCUGACUGGAAACUGAAGUUUGUAAGUCGCUCACUCUCCUGCACCAAAGUCCAGAGAGAAGAUCAGCGUUUUUAGCUGCCUGUCCAACACAAUGAUCAUCAACUGUGUGCCGUGGUGUGUAAUCGCUGAUUACACGGUGAGCGGUUUACAAAGUUCACUUCCAGCAGCAAACACACUCUUAAGAUCAUAGAUGUAAGUAGAUGUCGGUUUGCUUUGGUCGUGUUUUGUUGCGCUGGUCAGUUCCCGUCGCUGCGUCCAUUUACAUCUCAACUCUGAAGUGACGUCAUGUAUCCUGGGCUAGCCAUCGUUAGCACAAACACGUCGCACAGAUAACAAUUCAACAGUACUUUGUGUACUUUGUUUACUGUGAAACAAAAACCACACCGGCGGUGAAAUAUGUGCGUUUGCUCUCAUGACCUCAGAAAUUCCGAUGAGAAAUGGAACGCAGCAUCUUCAGAAAUCCUGAAUUAUCAUGAACUAUCCUUUUAAUGUUUAGCAGGUUCUUUUUUUGUUGUUCUCACUGGGAAUGAUUCACAGGACUGACCUGUAACUGAGCCCAAAACAAAUAAAAGCCUUUCUAUGACUCA
Messenger RNA from Solea senegalensis (Senegalese sole), 1968 nucleotides. It is a transcript of the gene sgpp2, whose product is annotated as sphingosine-1-phosphate phosphatase 2. The annotation marks the transcript as partial. NCBI's taxonomy places the organism in Eukaryota, Metazoa, Chordata, Actinopteri, Pleuronectiformes, Soleidae. Gene Ontology annotation, biological process: phospholipid dephosphorylation; sphingosine metabolic process. Gene Ontology annotation, cellular component: endoplasmic reticulum membrane. Gene Ontology annotation, molecular function: sphingosine-1-phosphate phosphatase activity. The transcript is spliced from 5 exons. The record is from RefSeq and is a predicted model, not a curated record.